AGCCCGAGCAUCAGAGCGGAAUGCGCGCUCAUUCCAGUCAUGUAGAGCCCUUAUCUGGGAAUGAAGAGAUGUGCUGGAGCCCUUGGCACCCAUAUGCCCCAUUUGCAUUUUAACGGUUGGCAUUAGAAGCAUACUCAUACUUCAGUUGCUUUGUGACAGCAGGUGAAGGUGGAGGAAUCAUCCACACACCUCUUUCUCCAGUAGUUCACUAGAAAACUAUGGUCAUGGCCGCUCAGGACCAAAAGCCGUCGCAACGGGCUCCGGUACGCGUGGGAUUUUACGAUAUUGAGCGCACACUGGGGAAGGGCAAUUUUGCAGUUGUGAAGCUGGCGAGACACCGAAUCACAAAAUCUGAGGUGGCCAUUAAGAUCAUAGACAAAACCCAGCUAGAUGCGGUGAAUCUGGAGAAGAUCUACAGAGAAGUGGAAAUCAUGAAACUGCUGGACCAUCCUCACAUCAUCAAGCUUUACCAGGUCAUGGAGACCAAAAACAUGCUCUAUCUAGUCACAGAAUACGCCAGAAAUGGAGAGAUAUUUGACUACCUGGCCAGCCGCGGGCGGCUCAGUGAGGUGGACGCGAGGAAGAAGUUCUGGCAGAUCCUCUCAGCGGUGGAGUACUGCCACCAGAGAAACAUCGUACACCGAGACCUGAAGGCUGAGAACCUGCUCCUGGACACUCAUAUGAACAUGAAGAUAGCAGAUUUUGGCUUUGGGAACUUUUUCCGUCCAGGGGAACCCCUGACAACUUGGUGUGGCAGCCCCCCGUAUGCGGCUCCAGAGGUGUUUGAGGGACAACAGUAUGAGGGUCCACAAUUGGACAUCUGGAGUAUGGGGGUGGUUUUGUACGUUUUAGUGUGUGGCGCUCUUCCAUUUGAUGGCCCUAGCCUUCCUGUCCUCAGACAGAGGGUCCUGGAGGGUCGUUUCCGCAUCCCAUACUUCAUGAGCGAGGACUGCGAGCACCUGAUCAGGAAGAUGUUGGUUCUAGAUCCAGCCAGACGUUUGUCUCUGAGUCAGAUUAAAGAGCAUCGCUGGAUGUUGCAGGAGGUCCCGUCCCAGCGGCCUGUGCUCUACAGACAGGGUUUGCCCUGCGAGAGUAAAUCAGGUUUGGGGGAGCACAGUGAGCAGGUGCUGCGCCUCAUGCACAGCCUGGGAAUCGACCAGCAGAAGACCAUUGAGUCUCUCCAGAACAAAAGCUAUAACCACUUUGCUGCUAUCUACUACCUGCUGGUGGAGCGGUUGAAGGCGCAUCGCAGCAGUUUCCCUGUGGAACAGCGUUUGCACGCCAGCCAGCGCCGCCCCAGCACCGUCGCCGAGCAGACUGUUGUCAAGACCAUUGCGGUUCCCUCUCAAGCGGGCGUCCCGCCUCAGGCAGCACGUCAACUGCGUUCACCUGUUUUGCUGCAGUCCACCGCAGAAACAUUUACCUUCCCACAAAGCCCUGCUUCCCCAGAUCAGACGCUCAUGGAGGAAGACGUGGCUACUCCUAAGGUGGACGGCUGCUUGCUGGACCCGCUUCCUCCAGUCGUGGUCCGCAAAGUCAGCGGCUCGCUGCCUAGCAACGUUAUGGAGACAUCCAUUGAUGAGGGCAUUGAGGCGGAGGAAGAGCACACUGUUCCCCUCGCCGCCUUUCAUACAGCUCGAUUCAGCCAGCGCCGCCACACGCUGUCUGAGGUCACCAACCAACCUGCUGCGCUGCCUAUUACAGAUCUGAACCCCUCCCUCAGCAGCAUGGACUCGCAGUACAGCAUGGGUUCAACUCAGAGCGACUGCAGCUUUCCUGAAGAGAGUCCAGCAUUUAACUCUACACCUGCCGGCUCCACAGCUCCAGUCUUCCUCAGCAUGAAGCCGCCUGAAGCCUGCCUGCAGACUCUCAAUCCACAGGGACACAAUCACUCAUUAGUCAGCUUCCGAGAGGGGCGAAGGGCUUCAGACACCUCUCUCACACAAGGGUUGGUGGCAUUCAGACAGCACAUCCAGAACCUGGCCAGGACCAAGGGCUUCCUGGAGCUCAAUAAAGCGCAGAUCGUGUUAGGAGAUGGUGGAGCAUGCGGAAACCCCAUGAUCAGCCCUCAGGAGCUCCUAGAGCCUCACCAUCCCCUCAGCCACCAGGGAGAAGGACGGCUGUGUCUUGGUGGAAAAGAUACAUCAACAUUCACUGGUAAAAUGCACCCUUAUUUGCUGUCCAGGAGACAGAGUCUGGAGACACAGUACCUCACUCAGCGCCUACAGAGAGCCAGUCAGUUGGCGAGCGGUCUCGGAAGUGGCCAGAUGUUUUGUAAAGAGGCUGCACCGCGCACUUUAGAGCAACAACUCCAGGAGCACAGACUCCAACAGAAGAGGCUCUACCUCCAGAAGCAGUCUCAGGUUCAGGCCUACUUCCAUCAGAUGCAGCUGGCAGAGGAUGCUUACCCUCCUGCCCAGGACCCCCAGAUCAGCAGCAGCCCCCUGCCCAGCCCUCCUUUCACACGGACCCAAACCCUGACCCCUUUUUUGGAGCCCGGAACCUCGUCCCUGACAUACGGUCCCAAGUCUGCCCGCUUCCCAGACUGGCCUUCGCCACCCAAAAACCACAUCAACUACACCCCAUCCCUUCCUACAGAGCCCCAGUACGCAUGGAGUCCUGCCCAGCCUCCUCUGCCCCCAGGUAAAGCCGAGACCCCUUCAGCGCAACCCGCACCCGAAGCCCCUUUCCUGGACUGCGAGAUGAUGGAGACCGUAGAGCCUCCGCAAGGCUGUGUCCUUGUAAACUAAACCUGAAAUGAAGCACUCUGAGACUGGUUCUCAGGCUUACUUCCACCAAAUGCAGCUGGCAGAGGGUACUUACCCUCCUGCCCAGGACCCUUAGAUCAACAGCAGCUCCCUGCCCAGCCCUUCCUUCACACAGGCCCAAACCCUGACCCCUUUUUUGGAGCCCGGCACCUUAUUCCUGACAUACGGUUGCAUAUCUGCCCGCUUCCCAGACUGGCCUCCGCCACAGCAACUACACCCCAUCUGUUCCUACAGAGCCCCAGUACGCAUGGAAUCCUGCCCAGCCUCCUCUGCCCCCAGGUAACGCUGAAACCCCUUCAGCGCAACCCACACCCGGAGCCCCUUUCCUAGACUGCGAGAUGAUAGAGACCGUAGAGCCUCCACAAGGCUGUGUCCUCGUAAACUAAACAUGAAACAAAGCACUCUGAGGCUGGUUCUCAGGCUGAAGAUGUGGUGAAAAAAAGCGCCCUCAGGGACGAACAAGUCGCCGUGGUUUACACCACAUUUUACAAACCUACAGACGUGCACUUGAUCCUGUGGUAGACCAUUACAGACCUUCAUGUUCAAAGAUGUUUGUGAGAUGCGCUAGUGUUUUCUUUUUUCUCCAGUAAGCACAGAUGACAUGUAGUGCAGCUACCAUAGAGUUUAAAAAUCAGUAUUAAAGCAAUAUUCCUUUUCCUAUAUAAUAGUUCUACGAGUUUGUGUUUUUAUAAGUAGUUCUUUUCAUCCUUAAAUGAUCAGUAGCUACUCAAGAUUUCAUUAUUAGUAGUAUCGUGUGAUUUUUAAAUAAUAAUUAAAAGAGAAAUGUGUAAAUAUUAGAAUUUAUCUAAGGAAUGGAACAUAAUUAUUAGAAAUAAUGUUGAAAUCAACAUGAAACUGCACUCAAAAGAUUUGGUGUGUGUGAGACAUGAGAGCACGUGAGCACAGUGGUCAAAAACAUCAGUUCUGCACAUGUUUACAUGGAAAAAGAAAACUACGGCUUUUUGUAUGAACAGCCCUUCACAUUUUUGAAUGUGAUUGAAUUUGUAUAAACAUGCUAUUUACAUAAAAAGGAAUGGAGUAUAAUUUACAGUAUAAUUUUCAGUCAUCAUUUAGUAUAACAUAAAUAUGUAAAAAUGAAAUAACAUUAUGACCAAGUCUUUAUUCAAAUACAUACACUACCUGACAAAAGUCUUGUCGCCUAUCCAAGUUUUAGGAACAACAAAUAAUAACUUGACUUCUAGUCAGAAGUAGUUUAUAUGAAAGGCUAAGGCCUCUAGUUUAUGCUUAUUUUACCAAAAUAAAAUAUGAUCAUGCCUUGAUUUUUAAUUAUUUAAUUAGGACAGUAAGGUCUGACUUUGCUUAGACAAAAGUCUCAUCGCCUAACAGAAAUAAUGUACAGUAUAGAAUAUAAAGUAAAAAAUAUAAAGUAAUGGUGCAGUGGAAAAAAUAUUUAAUAUUGUGUAUGACUGCCAUGAGCUUGGAGGACUGCAUCCAUACAUCUCUGCAAUGACUCAAACGUAUUAACUAAGUCAUCUGGAAUGGCAAAGAAAGUGUUCUUGCAGGACUCCCAGAUUUCAUCAAGAAUCUUUGGAUUCAUCUUCAAUGCCUUCUCCUCCAUCUUACCCCAGAUAUGCUCAAUAAUGUUCAUAUCUAGUGACUGGGCUGGCCAAUCCUGGAUCACCUGGACCUUCUUUGCUUUCAGGAACUUUGAUGUGGAGGCUGAAGUAUGAGAAGGAGCGCUAUCUUGCUGAAGAAUUUGCCCUCUCCUGUUAUUUGUAAUGUAAUGGGCAGCACAAAUGUCUUGAUACCUCAGGCUGUUGUUAUCCACUCUGCAGAUCUCUCACAUGCCCCCAUACUGAAUGUAACCCCAAACCAUAAUUUUUCCUUUACCAAACUUGACUGAUUUCUAUUAGAAUCUUGGGUCUAUGCAGGUUCCAAUAGGUCCUCAGCAGUAUCAGUGAUGAUUGGGAUGCAGUUCAACAGAUGAUUCAUCUGAAAACUAUACCUUCUGACACUUUUCCAAAUUAUCAACUAGAAGUCAAGGUAUUAUUUGUUGCUCUCACAACUGGGAUCGUCGACAAGACUUUUGUCUGGUAGUGUACAACAAGUGAUCAACCAAAAUUGUAUCAUAUUUUAAAUUAAAUACUUCUUGCUGACAAAUGGGUAAAGUCUAGUUGUUUGAAGGAUAGCAGCAAAAUAUAACGAUUUAAAAUUACAAUUAGUCAGAAUUUUGUGACCACUCUGGUCCUUAAAUAGAUUACAUUUUAAUAUGUAAUAAAAAUGAAUCUUGGCAAUGAUGCCUGAAAUUAUUUUUCUAGAGGGGGACAUAUAAAGUAUUGUUACACUGAAUGACAUUUUAAUGGGUAUCCUCCCUAAACAACAGCUAAAUUAAAGACUUUAUUAUUAUUAUUAUUGUAUUUUGGUCAGAAAAAACGCACACUCUGAUACUUGAAAACCCCUUUUUGUCUUUGACCCACAUACAACCCACUUGGCAACCAAUAUUUUAACAACUCAUAAUACAGUCUAAUACAAUUCAAUAAACGCUGUAAAAUAUUAUUCAUUUGUUAGAUCAUGACACCUAAAGCAUCAACCAAUGUUAAACUGAGCCUUGACUCUAAAGUAUUACUUGGGUGUCAUUUACACUCAUGUGUUCUCAUUUUAAAACACUCAAGUUUUGUUACGGUUAGGCCUGGCAUCCACACUACUCUGGCAUCUUUGACCCACAGAAACUGAACACUUUGAGAACGCUAAAAACCCCCAUUUUAUUUUGCAAAUGUUCAAACCAAUCAAAAAGCUA
Danio aesculapii is the source of this 5526-nucleotide messenger RNA. RefSeq names its product salt-inducible kinase 2a (gene sik2a). The record is from RefSeq and is a predicted model, not a curated record. Gene Ontology annotation, biological process: protein phosphorylation; intracellular signal transduction; microtubule cytoskeleton organization. Gene Ontology annotation, cellular component: cytoplasm. The transcript is spliced from 15 exons. Lineage: Eukaryota; Metazoa; Chordata; Actinopteri; Cypriniformes; Danionidae. Bases 219 to 2750 code for a protein of 843 amino acids. Gene Ontology annotation, molecular function: ATP binding; protein serine/threonine kinase activity; tau-protein kinase activity.